AAUAUAUAUAUUAAGCCCACCUCCUCACCUAAGACAAUAGUUAAAAGUACACAACACAGAGGAGAGGAAGGAAACAGAGAUGGCAAUGGCUAUCCACAAUGCCAUCUUUGCCCUGCUCGCAUCAUCCUUUCUUGUUGCCUUCUCUAGUGCACAUGAUUUUGUGAGAUUUGGAUAUAAUGAUGGAUCCACCGGCCCGAAGAACUGGGGAAGCUUGAGCCCCGAGUUCUCGCUAUGCACCAAGGGAAGCAACCAGUCUCCGAUCAACAUCGUGAAGGAUGAUGCGGUUUACAACGCAAAGUUAGGAUCUCUGCUCAGGGAUUACGUCGCCACAAAUGCCACUCUCAUUAAUAACGGCUUCAACGUCGGGGUUUGUUCCUCAAAUUCGAUCUUCUUCUGCGGAGCGCAGUUAAAGGACAAAUUGGCCGAGUUGGCUCAAGUCUCCUGCUCGGAAGAUGAAGAGGCCCAAGUUUCGGUCGGCGGACCACGGACAAAGAGUUUCAAGCGCCGCUCCCGCAAGUACUUCAGAUAUAUUGGGUCCCUCACCACGCCUCCUUGCACUGAAAAUGUCAUCUGGAACGUCCUUGGCAAGGUGAGAGAAUUGACCAAGGAGCAAGCAAAUUUAAUUACAGCUCCCUUGCCCGCGGAGUACAAGAACAACUCGAGGCCGACACAGCCGCUGAACGGAAGGACAGUGGAGUUCUUCGACGAGGCCCGGUACUACGGUAGCAAGUCACAUUAGUCCUGUAAAGCAGCGUCGUAAUUUGAGGCAUAAUGUGAGUGAUCAUCUGAUCACCAUCAUGGGUUUGAGAUUUGUGAGUGUUGUGUGGUGUAAUCUUUCACUUGCUAUGAAUUGGUGUUUCCUGAUUUCAAGGAUUUUUUGGUGUGAA
This is a messenger RNA of Ananas comosus (pineapple), 887 nucleotides long. RefSeq names its product alpha carbonic anhydrase 1, chloroplastic-like. The record is from RefSeq and is a predicted model, not a curated record. NCBI's taxonomy places the organism in Eukaryota, Viridiplantae, Streptophyta, Magnoliopsida, Poales, Bromeliaceae. The transcript has 4 exons. Bases 80 to 739 code for a protein of 219 amino acids. Gene Ontology annotation, molecular function: zinc ion binding; carbonate dehydratase activity.